Molecule: messenger RNA, 1639 nt
Organism: Theileria equi strain WA
Lineage: Eukaryota; Apicomplexa; Aconoidasida; Piroplasmida; Theileriidae
Exons: 1
Coding region: 161-1639 (492 amino acids)
Source: RefSeq, a predicted model, not a curated record
GCAGUCCAAAUCCUUCAGUUUUGGCGUAAAAUCGCAUCGAAAAAUCCCAAACGCUCAAAUGCAGUGAUCCGAUGGAAAUUUCUCUCUUGGCCGCAUAGGAAAAUCGCCUUGGCACCUUGCGGUGUCUCUCGUCUGCGACUUGCGCUAAUGGGAAGUAGAGAUGUUUGCAAAGUGGUUUAAUCAGGACAAGGGCGACCGCAUGAAGCAGCUGUCGCUGUUUCUCGCAGGUUUCGCCCUCCUGCAGCCCCUGAGGAUCGGAUUGACGGCGGCAAAAUUCGCCGCAAAGCGUUUCGCCCUCCCAGACAAGAGCCUGGACCUCUUCAUCACCAAAAUUCACAACUCGAUGCACCUGGCGAACCUCACCGGAGUCCUGACGAUCAACAUCUACCUCUGGACCCUCGGAGCCCACACUUCGCAGUGCUUCAGGGGGAAGCUCUCGAUUUUCACGAAUCUGCUCUCGACGCUCAUGAACUUUGUGCUCUUCUUUGUCUACGCAAGCGGAGGGGACAGGGGACACGUCACCGCCUACUACUGGAAUCUCGUCCUCUCAGCCUACGCCUACGGACUCAACCAGGCCAUGGCUGUCACUGUGGUAGUGAAGGAUGUGGCGUUCUUCACAGCUGCGAUUCCGCUUGCCGGCGUGCAGGUGUCGAUUUUUCACUAUCUGUUUCUAAAGGCUACCGAAAAGAUACCGGGAUUUGACGUCAACUUUUGGCUGGUUAUUUGGCAGAUUAUCAUCUCUAUCACGCUCUCUGCACUCUCCUCGGUGCUCUGGACCAGCUCGUUUUUGGAUACGGGCGACGAAGUCUUUGUUUACGAGUAUGACGACCAUGAACCCCUCGUUCGGGCCAUCAUUCGGGCCUGGUCGCCUCUCCUCAUGUCCGCACUCGGCAUGGGAAUUGUCUUUGGUUUCUACCCCGCAAUCGCACCUUAUAAACUUGCGCCUCCAGAUACUGCUCACAGGAUCGAUCUGGUUAUUCUCAUUGUCUCUGCAAUGCCAAUGCUGAUCAACUGCGUAAUGUGCGCAAUUGGACUCGGUCCAAACAGACGCUGGACUGGCAAGAGCAAAUACUGGCAUGCCGUAUGGAUUGUUGCUAUUCCAUACCUAACCUGUCCGGUACUCUUUUUGGUAGCAAUGCACAAGCCACAAUCUGCAAUAGGGUACGCAAUUUUAAACAACUCAUACUUUUGUGGAUUUCUCUGCGUGACCAUUGUCACGGGAUACGGCAUAUUCAAGUCCGUUGGUUUCAGCGCCGUUGGACUACAGGGAGGCUACAAGAAUGGCCGAGUUUCCACCUUCAACUCUCUGGUCUCGUUCAUCAUGCUCGUUUCGUGCUCGUUCAUUGGCGGAGGAUACCUCAGAGCUUACAAGUCGUUUGAGGAUGACAGAGAUAAUUGGCCCACAAAAGGCUUUGGAUUCUGGAAGUCAUUUGCCUUUUGGUGGUCCCACGCCCUCACACGUGGCAUCAAGAGCGUAGCCUCAACCUUUACUCUGGAUAUAAGGGCUGAAAUGGAGCAAGUUAAUGUUGUUUUAUUGGUCAAUCAUAUUGAGCCAACCACUAGCGAACUCUCGCCAGCUAGUAACCCAGUCGAGGAUACACUAGUCUCAACAGAUGACCUACUCUUGCCAGCUAAAUGA